Messenger RNA from Phytophthora sojae, 198 nucleotides. RefSeq lists its product as hypothetical. The annotation marks the transcript as partial. NCBI's taxonomy places the organism in Eukaryota, Oomycota, Peronosporomycetes, Peronosporales, Peronosporaceae. The record is from RefSeq and is a predicted model, not a curated record. The transcript has a single exon.
AUGAAGCCUAUUUUACCUCACGAGUUGUGUCAGUUCAUAGGCUUGUUGGUGGCGAGGACGAUUGCGCCCAAUCGCGGAAAGCUUUCCAACCACUGGAAAACCGCUGACGAAGGUGCCAUUUCGCGCGGGUGCUUUGGCACUGUGCUCUCUCGCGACCGCUUCAUGGAGAUCUCUCGAAACCUCUACUUCAAUUCCAAC